AUGCAGAUGUGGCCUCCAACUAUACUGGCCCUGGCCUGCCUCGCAGCAGCCACUCCCCAGGCCGCCCCGAAACCACCAAGUCCAUCGUUAGACGUCAAGAUUGAACGCAACAACAACACCAUUCUCACAGUCACCAUACGCAACACAGGACCGCAGGACGUCCGAGUCCUUCGGCCGGGGUCAUUGCUCGACAGCCGCCCACUUCGCAAGGUCCGGGUUUCCUACGGCGGAAAGGAGCUUCUAUUCACCGGCAUGUCCGUGUACAUUUCAAUGUCGGACCUCGACGACUCGGCAUUCGAGACGCUUCCCGCCGGCAGCAUCUACAAGUCAUCUCUCGACAUCGCCGAGUCACACGACAUGUCCCAGAGCGGCACCUACGGCGUCAAGGCGGCCGGAACCCUCUGGGCAACGGUGACGGACAUGGAAGGCCUACAGACCGUCCCGUUUGAGUCCAACGCACUCACCCUCGACAUAGUCGCGCCGCCAGCGCGGCUCCCCCCGUCCCUGACAAAACGCGGCGUCAACGACUACCAGGGCCUCCCGUCCAAGCACCUGACCCUCCACCAGGACGCCCACUCGGCCUGCACGCAGAGGGACCUGCGGGCCAUCAUGGCCGCCGUGCACAACUGCCGCAACUUCGUGCGGCGCGCCAAAUCCGCCGCGCGCUGCGGCGGGCAGUCCCGCAUGUGGUACUACUUCAAGUCGUCCAACUUCAAGACCAGGCACUACGUCAAGAGCGCGCUCGACGAGAUGGGCAGGAUAUGCUCGCAGACGUGCGGCGAGUUCCCCAAGGUCAUGUGCGAGCACAGAACGGACCAGGAGAACUGCGACCCGGGCACCCUCGCGCUCAUCACCAGGGGCGAGACGGUCAUCCGCUUCUGCCCACUCUUCUUCAGGAAGCCGGAUCGCUCGAGCGUCAGGUGGGCGGACGACCAGGUGAGCAUCCUGCUGCAUGAGCUCGCCCACCUCUGUGGGUUUGAACACGACUACGCGUAUGGAAAGAGCGUGGUGCAUCUGGCGCAAAAUGAGUCGGUGCAAAACCCGGACUCGUACGUCGGCUUCGCUCGAGACGCGACUUACUUGCCUGAGGGCGACCCGGCGUGUCCCGACUAUCCGACGAGAGUGGCGUAG
This is a messenger RNA of Purpureocillium lilacinum, 1131 nucleotides long. RefSeq lists its product as uncharacterized. Lineage: Eukaryota; Fungi; Ascomycota; Sordariomycetes; Hypocreales; Ophiocordycipitaceae. Gene Ontology annotation, biological process: proteolysis. The record is from RefSeq and is a predicted model, not a curated record. Gene Ontology annotation, molecular function: metalloendopeptidase activity.